UUCCCUCUCUUUAAAAUUUCUGCCCCAUACAUAAACACUUAUCUCCUGGUAACCCAAGUGUCUACCAAGCAGAACCUGUGUCCUCUAGUACAUGGGUCAGGCAUGCUGCCAUUGUGCCUGGAUAUACCCCCUGCUUCCAUACUAUCUCUUAUCAGGAUCAGUGCCCUUUUUGGAUCUCUCUUUGAGGGACAUCUCACCUCUACUCACAUCUCCCCACUGAUGAAUUUGCAACUUCCAAACAUACCUGAAUCUUGCUCAGUGUGGGUAUGGCUUCUAGUACAAUAAGACUUAGAGUGGGGGGGGGCAGGCGAGACCGGAUCUGGCCAGUGGACCAGAUUCCUGAUUCCACACAGGUCAGCUAUGAUCAUAGCUGUCAACUUUUCUCUUUUCUUGAGAGGAAACCUAUUAAGAAUAAGGGAAUUUCCCUUUAAAAAAGGGAAACGUUGACAGCUAUGACUGUGAUGGGUGGGUGAGACUGCCCACCUCUGCUCAAAGGAGCUUGCCAAAACUACCAGUCUGACUGGCACUGACAGCAAGCCCUGCUAGCUACAGUGCAGCUGAUCCCAGUUGUUGCUACAAGUCCCAUUUGCAAAGGAACAAUUGAGAGCUCGCUUUAAGCACCCAAUAGUUUCCCUGAGGUCUCCCCUUUCCCUGCUCCACACCUGAUAUUAUGUAUGAAUUCUGAUGUGGGGCAGUUGGACAUGGUUUGGGAGAAACAGUUGUGUGGUCAAAAUGGGGGCCUGUAUUAGGCUUCGUGAGGCCUGCAGGCCGGAGGUUCCCCACCUCUGCCUUAAACAGAUGCACAAAGUUAAUGGGGCUACUUGAAAUGGAGAGGAACGUAGAAUGGGAUUGCCUGCUUUUUCCCCUCAGAGGAUUCCUGUGCCGUUAAGAGCAGCCUGAGACACAAUAGUUUAGUCCACAAAUCUCACUUUGGCUUCAUGUUCCCUGAAAGUCCCAUGUGAGGCCUCUCUUCUUCCGAGAGCUGGGGGGUGGGGUGGCAGGUGGGAUCCUGCAACCCCCGGGCCAAAUUUGGCCUCCCUGUUUGCUCUGUGAGGCUGCUUCAGGCAAACCUCCCCACCUGCCCUACACCUGACGUCAUACAGGUAAGGGUGGAGUCUAGCUGAAAGGGACUUUGGUGCCUGCGCAUCACUUCUAAGCCACCACCAACCAGGAAUUGGAUUCCUCACCUCUGGGCUAGGCUAGGAGGAUGGGUGACAUUGGGGUGCUGCACCCCCUGAAACCCAAGUACUGGUGCUGUGUACGCGUGCAGAUUGGGGGUGCCAUAUUCUCUGAGGCAUGUGCCCCGUGUGGAAGGAAGCGUGCCAAUGCCACGUGCCAGCGAAAAGGGCACCGCUAGCUUCUGGCUCCAUGUUUUUGAGGUAAUUAGCCUAAUGGGCCCAUGCUAACAAGUGCGGCUCCUCUCAUUAUCUCGGCCUAGUCGUUGGCUGCCUUUGUGGCUUGUAAGCGGCUGUCCGGUUCCUCAGACGUUCGUGGGUUCAUUACUGGAGAGGGAACGACAAAGGCGGGUGGAUGUCUUGGCUGGUCUCCAAGAAACGGGGUACAAAAGGAUCCUUCCUCUCUUUUCUGAUCCUCUCUGAGGGGUCGGUGGGGAGACGGUUAUUUUUGGCAUUGCCAUUGGAGAGGAUGUGUUUGUGUCACGUAUCAUGGGAGCAAGUGAGGUACCUGGGGCCUACGUAGAAAACGGCCCUAUAAAUUGACCGCUUCCUCCAGCUUUUCCUUACAGCAUCACCCCUGGAAGGUCAUGACACAAGCCAACUUGUUGCUUUGAAGACAACCAAGAUUAUGGAGAGCCGGAAGAUUAAGGUCCAGAGAGCCACCUUGCUGCUCCUCUUCUCCUUGCUCUGCUCCACCGCCAUGACCAAGCAAGCCGUGCCAGACUGCUGCCGUCAAAAGAGCUGCUCGUGCCAGCUCUUUGAGCUGCUGCAUGGCACGGGCAACCACGCCGCCGGCAUCCUCACCCUUGGCAAACGGAGCAGCGCCACAGCCACCACCAAGGCCUUCCAGAGCCGGCUCUAUCAACUCCUGCACAGUUCAGAGAACCAGGCCGCUGGGAUCCUCACCAUGGGCAAACGAGCAAGUGGAUUGGGGCUGGGAAACACAGAGGAUGUGCCUGGCAGCAACCGAGUAACACCAGCGCCAUACUCUGCAGGGCCUGAUCCAGCCAUGGGCUGCCUAGCACCCCUUGAGAGGGACUUGCCACCUGGCCCAAAGAUGGGUGCUUCAGAUACCAUUUACUAAGGCUGUGAAUAUGUCUCAGCAGAGGGGUGAAAUUGCAAGAAGCCACCUGAGCACCUUCUGCUUUCUAUCAUCGCCGCUGUCAUCUGUCCUUUAAUGCCAGGCAGCUGCUAGGUGCUGUCCCGGAGGUGGCAGUGACACGGUCCUUCCCCUUGUGUAAAUAGCUCUUUUCAAACUUCUGUCAACCUCACGCUCCUCUUGUGUUCUUUUCCAAAUAAAGCCAGCUAUCAUAUUCA
Podarcis muralis (Common wall lizard) is the source of this 2492-nucleotide messenger RNA. RefSeq names its product hypocretin neuropeptide precursor (gene HCRT). Gene Ontology annotation, cellular component: perinuclear region of cytoplasm. NCBI's taxonomy places the organism in Eukaryota, Metazoa, Chordata, Lepidosauria, Squamata, Lacertidae. The record is from RefSeq and is a predicted model, not a curated record. Gene Ontology annotation, biological process: response to starvation; eating behavior; regulation of neurotransmitter secretion. Gene Ontology annotation, molecular function: type 1 orexin receptor binding; type 2 orexin receptor binding; neuropeptide hormone activity.